Molecule: messenger RNA, 681 nt
Organism: Prunus armeniaca (apricot)
Lineage: Eukaryota; Viridiplantae; Streptophyta; Magnoliopsida; Rosales; Rosaceae
Source: the annotation of a GenBank genome assembly
AUGAAGGCUAUGAGCAUGAUCAUGAUCAUUCAACAUCAUCCCAUGCAUCACAUGGACCCUGCACUAAAUGUUUUCUUCACCCCAAAAGAUCUGAAGCUAGGGAAAACCAUGCCCAUAUACUUUUCCAAAAAUGACCCUUCUACAUCUCCUAGAAUAUUGCCUAGAGAAGAAGCUGCUUCCAUUCCUUUCUCAAUCUCAAAACUCCCCUACAUUCUUGAAUUUUUCUCCUUCACCCAAGACUCUCCCCAAGCCAAGGCCAUUGAAUUCACAUUGACCCAAUGUGAGCUUGAACCCAUCAAAGUAGAGGCCAAGUUUUGUGCUGCCUCCAUAGAAUCCAUGCUUGAUCUUGUAGGUGCACUCUUUGGAUCAAGCACCAAGUUCAAGGUCUUAACCACAACGCAACAUAAAAAAUUAACUACCCUUUUGCAAAACUACACCGUUUUGGAAGCUCUCAAGGAAAUCUUGGCUCCUAAAAUGAUUGGAUGCCACACCAUGCCUUACCCUUAUGCAGUUUUCUAUUGCCAUAGCCAAGAAAGUGAGAAUAGGAUAUAUCAAGUUUUGCUUGGCUGUGAGAAUGGAGAGAGAGUUGAAGCUGCUGCUGUUUGCCACUUUGAUACUUCUAAGUGUGACCAUUGGCGGACCCAGGAAUUUUUUAGCGGAUGUGCAAUUUUGAAAGGCUAA